CGAUAUGUUACGUAGACAAGCCAGACAGAGAAGGGAAUUCAUCUAUAAAAAAUCUAUUGAAGCUCAAGAGAAAGAGUCCUACGAACGCAAGCAAAAACUAAAAAAUUCUCUAAACAAUCAAAAGAACUUACCAACUGAGCUACAAAAAGAUGCAGCAGAGCUAGGACAAGAGUUGAGAUACGAUGAAGCACAGUCUGAUCCAACGCAGUCUUUAGACGAUGAAUAUAAUAGAGUUGGUACUUACGAUCCAAAGAUUCUCAUCACUACCGCUAGAGAUCCGUCUUCUCGAUUAACUACUUUUGCAAAAGAAUUGCGUCUCGUUUUCCCAAAUUCUAUUAGAUUCAACAGAGGUAACUACGUCGUUAAGGAAAUCGCAGACGCCGCUAGAGCCAACCAAGUUACUGAUUUAAUCAUCAUACAUGAAACCAGAGGUAAACCAGAUGCUUUACUAUUAUCACACUUUCCACAUGGACCUACCGUCACUUUCACUCUUAACAAUGUACAAUUGAGGCACGAUCUCGCUGGUAGCUUAGAUAGUACCGUUUCUGAACAAUACCCUCACUUGAUCUUUGAGAACUUCUCAUCCAAAUUGGGUAACAGAAUCAUGAACACCCUCAAGUACCUCUUCCCUGUACCAAAGGAGGAUAGUAAAAGAGUUAUGACUUUCUAUAAUGACGCUGAUUUCAUUUCGUUUAGACACCACGUAUACGUUAAAACCUCACAUAAAGAAGUGCAACUCGCUGAAGUCGGUCCUAGAUUUGAGUUAAAGCCCUACGAAAUCAAACAAGGGACAAUCGAAAACACAGCUGCAGACACAGAAUGGGUUCUUCGCCCUUACCAACGCACAGCAUCAAGAAGGAGGUUGUUAUAGAUCCAUUUGUAAUUUAUUUAUUCAAGUUAUUCCAUAUAGAAAAUCACUUUAAAAUUGACCGAAUUGAAGCACUCUAUCAUCUUCUCUACCCGUCUGUCACCGCAGGAGUACGAUGUUCUACUAUGCCCAGCACUCUCCGGGUAUCUAGCACCCUCUGGGUCAGUCUUGAUAGGUUCGCAUCAGCUAUGAUAACAGCAGGUGUGAAAUCAACGUCAUGAGCUUCUUUUAUAGCCAAAGCUAUACGUUUAGCUUGCGUAUCAUUCAUGAUGACCAUAUCAUCUUCAUCCUGCAUUUUACGCGCUUCAUCCAAGGGUGUAUCCUCGGGAAGAUGAUGCCAACUGGCGGAAGGUACCAGUGUUGGCUCGCAGUCGAGUGCAAAUGCAACUGAUCUGCUAAGGUUGUUCCUAACGGGUUCGAAUCCAUCAGGAUCUGUUGGCUUAUCGACAAAUAUUUCGAUAGGUCCACAAGAUGCCAUAACAUUGUGUUUACCAGCAUGGUGAUAUCUGAAUUCAUAUCUACCAACAUUCCACGGAAGGCUGUUUGAACGGAAUGUUACUAUCCCCUUCUGGAGAUCUUGGCUAGAUGAGCCACUGGCAUUUUCAACAUGUGGUCUCUCAGGUACUGGACGUGCGCCAUCGAAUUCUUCCUCAUGAAUUGCUUGCCAUUUUCCUUGUGAGGAGAUUCUAGUAACUAGAUGGUCUUUGUUCGCACCAACGCGGUAUAC
This is a messenger RNA of Wallemia mellicola CBS 633.66, 1595 nucleotides long. RefSeq names its product Brix-domain-containing protein. Lineage: Eukaryota; Fungi; Basidiomycota; Wallemiomycetes; Wallemiales; Wallemiaceae. Gene Ontology annotation, molecular function: snoRNA binding; rRNA primary transcript binding. The record is from RefSeq and is a predicted model, not a curated record. Gene Ontology annotation, cellular component: small-subunit processome; nucleolus; Mpp10 complex. Bases 5 to 871 code for a protein of 288 amino acids. Gene Ontology annotation, biological process: rRNA processing. The transcript is spliced from 2 exons.